AUGCCCUCUAGCACCAGCGCCACAUGGCCGAAUUUCACCCCACGCUGGGGCCGUCUUCCAAUCGAACAGUACCUGAUCAGGCACUGGAACCACUCAUCCCCCGAGCCAAAUAACCAGCAACGGCUACGCCUGAUCCAUGCAUACAUCCAUCUCGACAAGGUCCCUCAAGAAUGGGACCCAACAGACUUCGGCGAAGCAUGGUACGAGCCCGAUCCCAACGAUACAAAUCGCGCCUUUGGCCCGACGCGCAUUCCAACAGAUACCGAGAUCGAGGUUAUUCUCCGUCCCUGGCGCUCGCACGAUCUCCGCAAGCGGGCGUGGGAGAUCUGGUGCGGCAGGGACCGGGGCUACCCCGUCAUGCUGAGGACGUAUUAUGAUGGGGAAGAGGGUGGUGCGAAGUUCACAGAGUAUACACGCGUGUCUGAGACCUAUCACGCUGUCACGGACUGUCUUGCGCUGUGCGAUGCCCAGCUCUUCAACUUUGGCUCUGAAUGGCGGCGGGUCUUCGACAUCCUCCCGGAGAUCGCGGGGUGUAGGGGCCAUCAAACGGAUUAUGAUGCCAGUGAUAUAAACAAUGUCGUUGGGAUUGGGCGUCGGCUGUCGGCGUACUAUCCCCGGCGUCCUGACCGGGAUAUGCUAGAAGACGACUAUGCGGAGCUGGAGGAUGAGAUCGAAAAUAGCAAGGCGGAGUGCCCCGACUGGAAAGAGAAUCCAGAUAUACUGCUUGAGCCGGGCGAUACUGCUAUCCGGUCAUUACUGCGGACCGCCACGAUCUCGUGGGUUAUUGUUGUGGAUGAGAAGGCCUUCAGAACAGAUGAGCUCUUGGUUAUCUAUUUCGAUAUGUAUCAGGAUGUCACGGUUGAAGGACGGCUUGGGCUGGACCAGGGCUAUCUUGAUGAGAUGUUGAUGCGCUGGGAGGAUGGCGGCCGACCGCUUGGGUUUGUCAUGGAGAAUGGCACGGUUGGAGAGAGGUACAGGCUGUCAAAUGAGUCCGGGAGGAGAUUCUUUCGUUUGAGUGAUGAUUAUGAGCACCAAGCUGGCGAUGCAAAACUUCAGCAGGAGGGAAACGACUAG
This is a messenger RNA of Aspergillus mulundensis, 1074 nucleotides long. RefSeq lists its product as uncharacterized. Lineage: Eukaryota; Fungi; Ascomycota; Eurotiomycetes; Eurotiales; Aspergillaceae. Bases 1 to 1074 code for a protein of 357 amino acids. The transcript is spliced from 2 exons. The record is from RefSeq and is a predicted model, not a curated record.